Cynoglossus semilaevis (tongue sole) is the source of this 746-nucleotide messenger RNA. Its product is annotated as acyl-CoA-binding protein. Gene Ontology annotation, molecular function: fatty-acyl-CoA binding. Gene Ontology annotation, biological process: fatty acid metabolic process. Bases 151 to 411 code for a protein of 86 amino acids. The transcript is spliced from 4 exons. The record is from RefSeq and is a predicted model, not a curated record. NCBI's taxonomy places the organism in Eukaryota, Metazoa, Chordata, Actinopteri, Pleuronectiformes, Cynoglossidae.
AUGAGGUUAACGUGUCUGGUGUGACGUCACACUUUAAACCCCUCCUUGAGGAAACGCCCUUAAACCUGCAGUUUUUAAACCCGUCAGACCAGAACAGACUGUUUAACUAUAUCAACUGCAGCCCUAAGUGCAACAGAAGCCGCUGAGAUCAUGUCUGAAUUGUUCGAUAAAGCAGUGGAGGAGGUUAAGGUCCUGAAACAGAGGCCGGAUAAAAAUGAUCUGUCUGAUCUGUAUGGUUUAUACAAACAGGCCACGUUGGGAGACGUCAACACUGAACGGCCAGGUUUUCUGGACAUUAUAGGAAAAGGGAAGUGGGACGCGUGGAAUACAAUGAAAGGAGUUUCUAAAGAUGAGGCCAUGGCUGCUUAUGUCGAUUUGGUGGAGAAGCUGAAGAUAAAAUAUGGAAUUUAACCUGUAACAAAUAAACAAGAAUUUUUUUUUUUUUGUUAUGAAUCGGAACGAAAACGUAGGCUUCGUUUCUGUCCAGACUGUUUUCACUGCUGCACUGAGUCACACGCUCCCGCUUCUAUGUUUGACUGGCGACGUUUAUUUUAAAGGUGACAGGAAACACUGUAGGCAUGGUUGACGGUGACGUCACUGAGAAAAUAAAGAUGCGAUUUCUCUGGAGAAGUUGUUACGGAAGCAGGAACUGUGAGAGUAAUUUAUACAGAACAAGUCGUAGGGCCGAUGUUAAGAAAAACGCUUUAUUACAUGACUAUAUAAAUAAAAAAAACACCGCAUCUGUU